Eleginops maclovinus (Patagonian blennie) is the source of this 3566-nucleotide messenger RNA. It is a transcript of the gene stat6, whose product is annotated as signal transducer and activator of transcription 6, interleukin-4 induced. The transcript has 21 exons. The coding region runs from base 457 to 2703 and encodes 748 amino acids. Gene Ontology annotation, biological process: cell surface receptor signaling pathway via JAK-STAT; regulation of transcription by RNA polymerase II; defense response. Gene Ontology annotation, molecular function: RNA polymerase II cis-regulatory region sequence-specific DNA binding; DNA-binding transcription factor activity, RNA polymerase II-specific. The record is from RefSeq and is a predicted model, not a curated record. Lineage: Eukaryota; Metazoa; Chordata; Actinopteri; Perciformes; Eleginopidae.
AUGGCAGAGAUACCUCCGUCAUGUGUGAACUUGAACGUGAGGGCAGGAAAUAGAGCUCGCCUCUGGUCGUGUGUAACAGGGAAGUAAAACUUAUACUUUGUUCGUUGUUAGAAGUUGUUGGUGUGCUCAAAUGUUCCGCACUCUAAGUUAAUUUAUCCUCGGUUAAAACGACAGCAAACUGUGCAGUUUUUAAUGGACAUACGUGAGCAUUAAAGUGAGAGAUGGAGGCAGGAAAUGUUCAGUAGGGUAUUUGAUCCAGCGGAAUACUUAUGAGACGGAGGACGAAGAGGAAACGGACCAGAGCAUUUUUCAAUGUUUUGAAAUAAACAUUUAACUGACGUUUUGAAAGGCAUCCAGGUUCAGAAGUGUACACCAGGGGCCGGAACACUGUCCAGCUGAUCCUAACAAUCAGACUGGACAUCUUGAAAAGCUUUCACCAACAAGCCCUGCUUGAUCAUGGCCCAGUGGAUACACAUGUCCCAGAUGAUCCAACGCCUGUCUGAUGACACAGUCAACAACCUCUAUCCCCCAACCGCCUUUCCCAUUGAAGUCAGACAUUUUUUAGCUGAAUGGAUUGAGAGCCAAAGAUGGGACGACUUUGCGCUGGAUAAGAUGGAACUGGAGAGCCAGGCUCAGGCUCUGUUGGACCAGACCAUCAGCAUGCUGCAAUCCCUUUCGCAGCAGAAUGCCAACGUGGUGGACAGAAUGAAGUUGAUGCAGAUUAGCAGGAACAUGACCAUGAUUAAUCAGCAGCCUGUACGAUUUGCAGUUAUGGUCAAGGAAAUCCUUGCGAAGGAGAGGGCUCUUCUCGGCACGCGUCCUCAGAAGCCCAGCCCUCCACAGUACCAACAAUACCCGAAUAGAGAGACCUCGUUCCCCAGCAUGCAGGAUGUAGACCACCUGGUUUUAAAGGUGCUGGAGGUCCAGGACGCCCGGCAGAAGAUGCACGCGCUACAAGAAGAGCUCAACUGGGAAAGGCAGAACUGUGAGGGUUUACAAGGACAGAUUCAACAGAACGGACUGGGUCCCACGAAUCCAGAAAUCCAGAAACUCCAGAAUCACAUCCAACAGCUGGAGUACAACGUGAAAGCACUGGCCACGAAGCGUUUCCAGCUGCUGAAGGAGUGUGUGGAUUGUUUGGAUCAGUGUCAGACCCGACUGAUUAGCAGGCUGAAGGCGUGGAGGUGGGAACAGCACAAGGCAACCAUCGGACAUCCCUUUGACGAGAACCUCAACCCUCUGCAGACCUGGUGUGAGCAGCUGCUUGGCGUGAACGGGAAGCUGAGACAGGAGUUAGUGUUGAUAGGGGAACCAAUCCCAGAGCUCCAGGAGAGGCUGGGCAAACUCCUGCAGAUACUGAUUCAAAGCUCUCUCAUGGUGGAAAAGCAGCCGCCUCAGGUCAUUAAGACCCAGUCAAAGUUUUGUACAACAGUGCGAUAUUUGCUUGGGGAAAAAGUUGCUUCUGGGAAGCCUGUUGUACUGAAGGCGCAAAUCAUUAAUGAAAUGCAGGCCAGGAAUCUGGGCAGUGUACCCGGCGAUAAUGUUGGGGAGCUGAUCAACAAUACAGCCAUCCUGGAACACAACGCAGUCAGCAAGAGCACAUGUGCCACCUUCAGGAACAUGUCAAUCAAGAAGAUCAAGAGGGCCGAUAGAAGGGGAUCAGAGUCUGUGACCGAGGAGAAAUUUGCUCUCCUGUUCUCGACAGAGAUUACCAUCACAGGCUGUGAUACUCCCUAUAGGAUACAGAUGAUCUCACUGCCUGUGGUAGUCAUUGUCCACGGUAGUCAAGACAACAACGCUCUGGCCACCAUCAUAUGGGACUGUGCUUUCUCCGAAUCAGACAGAGUGCCGUUCAUGGUGCCGGAGCGCGUGCCCUGGAGGAUGAUGUACAGCACUCUCAACAGUAAAUUCACCUCUGAAGUCCAGACCAACCACAAUCUGGACCAUUACAACCAGCACUUCUUGGCUCAGAAGAUAUUUGACAAGCCUGAUUUUGCUGACGACUUCAGCAACAUUUUGGUUUCCUGGGGCCAGUUUAAUAAGGAGGUUCUCCCGGGUCGAACAUUCACCUUCUGGCAGUGGUUUGAGGGAGUGAUGGAACUGAGCAAGAAGCACCUAAAGACCUACUGGAGCGAAGGGCUCAUAUUUGGCUUCAUUGGGAAGCAGCAUCUUCACCUGAUUCUCAAAGACAGGCCCAAUGGGACGUUCUUGCUUCGCUUUAGUGACUCUGAGAUCGGGGGCAUCACUAUUGCAUAUGUGUCUGCCACUGAGAAUGGGGGACAGAAAAUCCAGAACAUCCAGCCCUUCACCAAGAGAGAUCUUGAUAUCCGUAACCUUGGUGACCGCAUCCGUGACAUCAACGACAUAACAUACUUGUAUCCUGCAUUUCCUAAAGAUGAAGUGUUCAAAAGAUUCUACUCAGAGCCUCGAGCCUCACCCCCCGGGGGCUAUAUCCCUGUGUCUCUCCAGACUAGGGUUGGCACAGAGGGCAGCUCAGCCAACUCCCUGACCCCGUGUAUGACACCCAUCGCUGGAAGCCCAAGUAAUAUCUACCCUGUGCCUCAGUUCCAACAGCCAUUAGGCCAGCCGGAGCAAGAAAUGGAGGGUGUAACUAGUGUGGAGUUCACUGACUUCAAUGAACUUCCGGCUUCUAGCCAUAUGGAACUAGAAUUGGACAGGCUUUUACAGAAUCUGCAGGAAUGAGGAUAUCCCUUCGAAGUUGUUUUUGAAGUGCAAAGCAGACGUAAGGAAGAGACCAGAUCCAGACCAGUCGUCUGUUUCACCUUCAAAUCCAAAAAGUGCAUUCUCACUUUCUUACUCCACUAUCAUCCUCCAGAUAAAUCCAAAUUUUGAGUAAAAAUAAAUGAGAUUUUUCGGCGGCACAACAUGUUGAGCUGGUGUUAGCAAGAAAUCCUUUUACGGACAAAGUCAAACUGAGAACAAAGGAACAGAAAUAAUUGUGCUAUCGUCGCUGUCCGCUGGCUUUUCUUGUUGUGCACCUUUGAAAUACCUUUUUUUUUUUUCUCAGUGGUGGUUUUGGGAAUUUUUUGAUUGAAUCAUUGGACACCAGUAUGUGAUUUUAAGCCAUGAUGAGGGAAGUAUUUCUCUCUUGUAUAUAAACUUCAUAAGCCUCAGCUAAAGAAUGCUGUAAUGUUAUACUCCCCCCUACAGUAUGAGUGGUAAAUACUUCCUUACUAAGACAUUGUUAUAAACAAUAAACCUAACAUGGUUUAUGGUAUAGUAAAGACAAGUUACAUCAAAUGGACAAUAAGCUUUUCCAUAACCAUUCACUGCGAAACUCCACAUUGAUGGACACUUAGACAAAAAGCAGAAGUGGUGAUGAUGAUGAUGAUGAUGAUGACGAUGAUAAUGAUGAUGGUGGGUGAUGGUGGUACUAUAUCUGCCUUCUUAAAUACUCAAUUGUGUGUAUUUCUUUUUUAUAUGUGUGGUUUGUCACUCUCAGCCAAUAAUGCAUGACCUUAUACAAACAAGUGAUUGGCAUCCGUCUUCAGUCUUUGGAGUGAUAGAAAACCUAAAUAAAUGACCUGUGUAUGUCCAGACCUUUA